AUGGAGGUCCUUGAGGGGCCUCUACCGUCUGUCUCUGUGGCCUCCGUCUGCUCGGAGAUCGUCUCCAACAAAUUAAGGGGGGGGCUUCGCCGUCUAUCACGGGUUGCGUUGAAGCAAAGGCUGGGGGAGCAGAGAAAGCUGUGGAUACACCUCAGCGAAGAUUUACAAGAUGAUGGCAUUCGUUGCGAUGUCUGCGCAAACUCAGACACAUCAGCGGACGACGCCAUUGUGCUAUGCGAUGGGUGCGACGCUGCGGUACACCAGAGCUGCUACAACAUAGGGGCUUUGCCUGAGGGCGAGUGGUUCUGCGAGUAUUGCAGACAGCAGCGGCUCUCUGAAAGAGAAAUGGAGAAGUUAAAAGAAAUAAACAAACGCACAGACCUCAGCAAACAACAAAAGGAAGCGGAAGCUGCUGCAGUGCUGCAGCGCGCAGAGAGCAACGGCAUAGAUGUUCCGCCUCUGCCUCGGGGCUGUUUAUGGGCCCACUUAAGCUGCGGAUUGUGGGUGCCUGAGUGUUGGGUGUUGGGGUGUCGGGAGGUGUGUGGGGCGGAGUCGAUCGAUCCCCAGCGCUUCCUCUCAGUUUGCUGCGUCUGCGGUCUUAACGCUGGCGCCUCUGUGCAAUGUGCCCACGAGAAAUGUAGCCUCUCCUUCCACGCUGUAUGCGCAGUCAUGGCUGGCUUCGGCAUGAAUAUCACAGACCAAAUAAACAUUCAGAGGAAGAACAACGACGUGACUUUUCACGCUUUUUGUCUUCGCCACCGUCUUUGUUCUCAUACUCGCACAGCCCCCACUGAUACCCCUUUGGAGUUUCGCCACGACUCGCCCGACUUCAGCAGCCCGCUGUAUCAGUCAGCGAUGUUGAUUAGGAGGAACAGAGACAUUGUCUUGUACAUAGAACAGCUACAGGCGGAGGACUCUCUUUGGUCUCGUCGCGUUUCUUCUUAUCUUUUAAAAGAGAUGGUAGAUAACGUGCAGUGUCUGCGGAGUCUGUGGGGGUAUAUUGAGAGGCCCAUUAAAGGGGGCCCCUCUCGUAGGGGGGCCCCCCUCAAAGGGGGGCCCCCCUCAGGGGGUUUAGACGGUAAAGAUGUUAAUUUGAAAAAAGAAAGAAAUGCUUAUAAGAGAAAAGCAAAUAAGGAAGAGACCCGCAGCAAACGCAAUAAACAAUCACAUAAAUAA
Molecule: messenger RNA, 1176 nt
Organism: Eimeria acervulina
Lineage: Eukaryota; Apicomplexa; Conoidasida; Eucoccidiorida; Eimeriidae
Product: PHD-finger domain-containing protein, putative
Exons: 8
Coding region: 1-1176 (391 amino acids)
Biological process (GO): regulation of transcription by RNA polymerase II
Source: RefSeq, a predicted model, not a curated record